AUGGGAAAAGACGCAAAAGCGGGAGGGAAGGGUAAAGGAAAGCAGGCUGCAAGUGGAAGUGAUGAGAAUGCUUCCAAGGGAAAAGGAAAAGGUGGGAAAGCUGCAGAUGGACUUGGUACUUGCACUUAUGUCAAAGCAAGACAUGUCUUAUGUGAGAAACAAGGUAAGAUUAACGAAGCCUACAAGAAGCUGCAGGAUGGUUGGCUUAGCAAUGGAGAUAAGGUUCCUCCGGCAGAGUUUGCAAAGGUAGCUCAAGAAUAUUCUGAAUGCCCAUCGGGAAAGAAAGGUGGAGACCUUGGAUGGUUUCCACGAGGAAAGAUGGCUGGCCCAUUUCAGGAAGUUGCCUUCAACACACCUGUUGGUGCUACUAGUGCUCCUUUCAAAUCAACGCAUGGCUACCAUAUUAUCUUAUCUGAAGGAAGAAAGAACUGA
Messenger RNA from Vicia faba (fava bean), 432 nucleotides. NCBI's taxonomy places the organism in Eukaryota, Viridiplantae, Streptophyta, Magnoliopsida, Fabales, Fabaceae. The record is from the annotation of a GenBank genome assembly.